Molecule: messenger RNA, 2469 nt
Organism: Lepus europaeus (European hare)
Lineage: Eukaryota; Metazoa; Chordata; Mammalia; Lagomorpha; Leporidae
Gene: NHERF4
Product: NHERF family PDZ scaffold protein 4
Exons: 10
Coding region: 503-2032 (509 amino acids)
Biological process (GO): protein localization to plasma membrane
Cellular component (GO): apical plasma membrane
Molecular function (GO): signaling receptor binding; protein-membrane adaptor activity
Source: RefSeq, a predicted model, not a curated record
CCCAGGUAGCGUCUUCAAGGAGGCGGGACCUGGGAGGGGGUGAGUGGGAGGGUCAGCUGGUUGAAAUGGACCUUGUCCCUGCUCUGAGCACUGGGCGACUGGUCCAACCAUGAAGGCAGCUGCAGGUAUGCGGCCGCGAGGAGUCCUCCGGAGGGGGGCUUGGGGACAGUCUGGGGGCAGAGACGGAGGCUGAGUUUUGGGACCCGGGCACCCUUGAUGUUGGGGCUUGAAGCCCUAGGGCAAAGAGAAGUUAGGAGAAAAGAAAGGAGCUGACACAGCUGUCUUCCUGGUCCACACCCUGUACUGAUAUGCUCAGAUUUAUGUUCCCAGGAUUUGGGGGUGGUGGUGGGGAGGCGGAGCCACAGUGCCCUUGUGGGUAUGACAUCAGGGAGAAGGAAAACCCUUCCGUAUUGAAAUGGAGGGGCGAGUCCUGAGUUUGGGGCUUCCCCUACUUCCUUUCAGUUCCUGACCACAGAAGGGACGUCUGGGGGGUGGGGUGGGAAUGCGCCUCUCUCACCCACUUCCUCGCCCCACAGAUCUUCAGGACACAGCAGCCCUGAAGUUUAAGUUUAAUCCAAAGCUGGGCAUUGAUAAUCCUGUCCUCUCCCUGACUGAAGACCGAGACCCCUCUGAUCCCUGGAGCCUGGAACGGCCUCGCUUCUGCCUGCUGAGCAGAGAGGAGGGCGGGAGUUUUGGCUUCCACCUGCAGCAGGAGCCGGACAGGGCUGGGCAUGUGGUGUGCAGGGUGGACCCAGGCAGCUCUGCCCAGCGCCAGGGUCUCCAGGAAGGGGACCGGAUUCUGGCGGUGAACAGUGACGUCGUGGAACAUGACGACUAUGCGAAGGUGGUGCGCUGCAUCCGGGCCAGCGGCCCUCGGGUGCUGCUGACGGUCGUGGCGCGACACGUGCAUGAUGUGGCCCGAGCUCAGCACGGGGACAAUGCCCACCUCUGUCCUGCCCUGGGCCCCCGGGUCCGGCCACGGCUGUGCCACGUAGUGAAAGAUGAGGGUGGCUUUGGCUUCAGUGUCACCCAUGGCCAUCGGGGCCCUUUCUGGCUGGUGCUAUGUGCUGGAGGAGCGGCGGAGCGCGCAGGGGUGCCCCCUGGGGCCCGGCUGCUGGAAGUGGACGGGAUCAGUGUGGAGAAGUUCACUCACAGCCAACUCAGCAGGAAGCUUUGGCAGAGUGGAGAGCAAGUGACCCUGCUGGUGGCAGGGCCAGAGGUGGAGGAGCAGUGUCGCCAGCUGGGAAUGCCCCUGGCUGCACCCCUGGCAGAGGGCUGGGCACUGCCCACCAGGCCUCGCUGUCUGCAGCUGGAGAAAGGGCCUCAGGGCUUCGGGUUCCUGCUCCGGGAGGAGAGGGGCCCUGACGGUCGCCUUGGGCAGUUCCUGUGGGAGGUGGACCCUGGACUGCCUGCCGAGAAGGCCGGGAUGCAGGCUGGGGACCGGCUGGUGGCUGUGGCUGGGGAGAGCGUGGAGGGGCUGGGCCAUGAGGAGACAGUGUCCAGGAUCCAGGCGCAGGGCACUUGUGUCUCUCUCGUCGUUGUCGACCCUGAGGCUGAUUGCUUCUUCAGAAUGGUGCGCCUGUCCCCACUCCUCUUCUUGGAGCACACAGAGGCCAUCGCCGCCACCGAGGACACCCACGUGGCUGCUCUGGUUGAGUCCGAGGAUGUGUGCCUUGAAGAUGCCGCCGAGCCUGCACUCCCUCCUGGCUCCUGCCGGUGCCUCCUGUACCCUGGGCCCGGCGGUGGCUAUGGCUUCCGACUCAGUUUUGUGGCCAGUGGGCCUUUUCUCUUUAUCUCCCAGGUGACUCCAGGAGGCUCUGCUGCCCGCGCAGGGCUGCAAAGGGGAGACAUGGUUCUGGAGGUGAACGGGUUCUCCGUGGGCGGAGACGGCACCCCGCAAAGGCUUCAACAGCUGGCGGAGGCAGAGCCACCCCUCUGCCUGAAGCUGGCAGCCAGGUCUCCGUGGGGCUCGGAGCCCUGGAAUCCCCCCGGGUCUGGAGAGGACUGGGCUUUCCCCUCGGAUGUGCUGUAGAGCGCCCCAGCUUGGCGAGAUCUCCCAGGGCCUCUCGUGUCUUCACAGCCGGCCCGAGGUGGUGGCAGGGAUGCUGUCACUCAGCCGGAAGCUGGGGCUGGAGGACUCAGACACCGCCCACCGCAGCACUGCCCGGGAGCCCCCUCCCUUGCCGUGGCCCAGCUGUCAGCAGAAGGGCUGGGGCAGUGGCCUCGGGGGCCUCAGGUGCCGGGGGAUGUCCCUCGGCAGCUGUAGAUGGCUGCACCCUGAGGACUAAGUUCUGCCUGAGAGGGGGGUGCUGUGGGGCUGGCGGGGCUGGAAGCCCUCUGGGACUUGACCUAGGUGCGACUCUGGGACUCUCUGGGUCUAAGAAUUGGGAGACCCAGCAACCCCCUCCCUCAGUGGGCACCUUCGGGCUGUGGGGGGUGGCUCCUGGACGCUGUGUGUCUGUUAUUUAA